UCUCACUGGCGCGAAAAACGCACUGUGGCUUUCUAUUAGAGGUUGCGGGGCGGACCAGUUGCCUGUUUGAGCCCUGUCGGCGCUUUUGCCGGAUAGAAGAAGUAGACUCACUGCGGCGAAAGCCAACAUCUCUCUUCCCCACAAGUGACGCCCUCAUCUCGUCAACUCGGACAGCUUUAUCCAUUUCCCCCCCUCCUCAAACUGUGGAGUUUGGUUUCACUGGGAGAUGUUCCAUGCCCUGAAUUGCGCAUUGGGUGUUUCUUGGAGAGCCUGACCCGGUUGUGUGAAGACCCCACUACAGAGGCUAUUGGUGUCAUCUUUCUUGUUAUCAGUUCCUGGUCUAAACACUAGAGGAUCUUAUCCGCUGGAACAUGGAGCUCGACUGUUACCAGCACUAUUUUUUCGACGACUUCGACACGGAGGAAGAUUUUUACAAGUCAACCGCACCAAGCGAGGACAUUUGGAAAAAGUUCGAGCUGCUGCCCACCCCUCCUAUGUCUCCCACCCGGACACUGAGCGGUGCUGCCGUGCACUUUUCCCCGGGAGACAAGCUCAGCUGGCUGUCCAAGGUCCUGGGUCAGGACGAGGAGUGCGAGGGUCAGUUUAUAAACGACACGGAAGAGCUGUUCGGAAACCUCAGCUCCAUCAUCAUCCAGGAUUGCAUGUGGAGUAGUUUCUCUGCCAGCAAGCAGCUGGAGAAAGUCAGUGGGAGGCUGUCCACCGCAGCACAAAUUGGCGUCUCCCCGGUGGCUCAGAUCUCCGUGAGACCGAGCAAAGCGCAGUGCGUCUCGCCCGGUGCGCCACUGGCCGCCUCAACGACAGACUGCGUCGACCCCGCGGCUGUUCUCACCUUCCCGGCAAACAGCUGCAGGAAGUCGGCGUCGUCUGGCUCCGAGUCUCGCUCCGAUUCCUCUGAUGAUGAGGAGGAAAUUGAUGUUGUCACUGUGGAGAGCAAGCAAAACCGGACGCGGCAGGUGAAUGGCCGAAAACCGGUGACCAUCACAGUCCGUGCCGACCCCUGCCCCAAACGUUUUCACAUGUCUGUCCACCGGCAGCAGCACAACUACGCUGCCCGCUCACCGGACAGUGAGCCAGAACCUGAGCACGACGAGGAAGAGGACGAGUCUGAGGAGGAACCUCAGUGCAAACGUACCUGCCAGGAGUCCAGUCAGCAGCCGGGCUCCUCUGCUCGCCUCUCCCACUCAGCCUCCAACUCAGACAGUCCUCAGAGCUCCGACACAGAGGACAGUGACCGCAGACGGAACCACAACUUCCUGGAAAGGAAGAGGCGGAAUGACCUUCGGUCCCGCUUCCUGGCCCUGCGGGAUCAGAUCCCUGGUCUGGUGGAGUCUGCCAAGACCCCAAAGGUGGCCAUCCUGACUCAGGCAACAGAGUACCUGGUCCAGCUGCACACCAGAGAGAAGCAGCAGGUCCAGGAGAAGAAGCGGCUCAAAGCCCGACAGCAGCAGCUCCUCCGCAAGUUAGCCGACUUAAAACGCUCCUGAGACCCACAUAAGCUGGUUCCAAAAUAAACUUCACUGUCACUUUCCAAAACACUACGGACUUUAUAUUAUAACAUGCCUUGUAUGAAGAGCAAUGGAUUUCAUUUCUAAUAAAAGCCUCAUUCAUAUUGCUAUGAGCUUCCUAUGAGUUGACUCUUGGCUGGCCUGUGAACCCAUGACGGCGGAGGCUGGACGUUAGAGCUUUGUGUCAUGUGAAUUAUAUUUUCAUUUGCACUGUGUUUUUGUAUAAAUGUAGCUCUGACUGAGGUAUGCAUUGAUGUGUGAUGAGAGAAAUUGUUUUAAAAAAUGACAAAAAAAAAAAAUUCUAGUGGUAGUGAAUAUCUGUAAUCUACAGGAUGUAUGUGCUGAAAACAACAAACUUGGGCUUAUCAAUGAAUUUUAUUAUUGCACACUUCUGUUGGAGAAAAGUGUAAAUACUCUGUGAAUAGCUCUCAUUUGAUGUACAAAUUAUUAUGUAAAUAAUAUCUUAUCACUCCUGGUGAAGGAGACAGAAUCACUUGUCAUUGUCAAAGUUCAACUUGUCAUUGAACUUUGCUCCUCUGUACAGCAUGCCAUCAGGCAUUAAGGGCCUCUAUUUUGUUAAGAAAAUAUAAAAAAAAUGGGCAAAAAAAAUAUAAAUAUGAAGCACUGGUGUACUUUAUAUUCACCCGCCACUUUGUGUGAUUUUUUUUUUCAAUGCUUUUUUUGAUGCAUGCUUACAUUGCCAGCAACAUUAAAUUUUUAUACCAUAUUUGCAUAUAA
This is a messenger RNA of Myripristis murdjan (pinecone soldierfish), 2264 nucleotides long. RefSeq names its product protein L-Myc-1b-like. Lineage: Eukaryota; Metazoa; Chordata; Actinopteri; Holocentriformes; Holocentridae. Gene Ontology annotation, biological process: regulation of DNA-templated transcription. The record is from RefSeq and is a predicted model, not a curated record. The transcript has 3 exons. Gene Ontology annotation, molecular function: protein dimerization activity; DNA-binding transcription factor activity. Bases 372 to 1505 code for a protein of 377 amino acids.